AGUUGAGUGAGACAUUCUAGGUGACGGAGCACUGUGAAGCGAGGCAGAUGAAAGAGGAGCUGAACAGCCCUGGUUCCGAUGGACAAACGCAAAAGGGAAUCCGGCGGCGGCUUAUCCUAGCGGCGUCGGGCUUGGUGAAGGAGCUGAGGCUGAGCUGUUGGUGAAGGAAGCCAAGACAGAGAAAUGGAGAAAGUAAGCAUUCCAUUCACUAAUCAAAAUCAGUUCCCACACCGACCAAGCCAGAGAAGCCAGAGAAGGAAGAAGAGAAACGUUUACACCCAUCUUAAGUCUCUCAUUGGACUACCGAAUCAGCUGAGUGAUGGCUUCUCCUGGACACUUUUGAAGUGCAUCCCACAUGACCAGAACAGUCAUUUGGUCCAGCUGCUUCGUCCUUUUAUUGCAGAAUGCAACUCCAAGUUAGCAGUGGCCCUUACCAUUAUGGAGGAAAGUUUUCUUCCAAUGGUGGAUCCUAAAACGGGCACAGACAUGAUACCUCAAGUUAUCUAUAAUUGGGGAUCACAGCCCGGGCGUCUGAACUACCGCGGAUUUUACACUGUUGUUUUGGAAGACGACGACAUUAUGGUGUCCGUGGCAACAAUUAGGAUCCAUGGGACUAAGGUAGUGGAGUUACCUUCAAUUGCAACUUGCAGCAAAUCCUGCCGCAUGGGAAUGUGCCGCCGGCUUAUGAAUUGCAUAGAGAAGGUAUAUAGAAAAGGAACGGGAAGGGGGAAUCGAGGGGAAUCGGGAAAGAAAGAAGAAAGGGGAAACGGGAAAGAAAGAAAGAAAGGGAAAGAGUAUAAAGAAGGAACGGGAAGGGGGGAAUCGAGGGGAAUCGGGAACAAAAGAAGAAAGGGGAAACGGGAAAGAAAGAAAGAAAGAAAGAAAGAAAGGGAGAGAGUAUAAAGAAGGAAUGGGAGGAAAUAGGAAGCAGGGAGGGGAAGAAAAUUAAGUUAUUUAGUUAAUUAAGUUAUUUAAUUAUGUUGAAAAUAGAAAAUUAAUUAUUUAAUUAAUCAAGUUAUCUGUCAGGCACCCUUUCUAAAUUACAAACUACUCUGUCAAUCAUUUAAAGCUGGUUACCAGUACGAUUCUGAAGUAUGUUAAUUUCGCAUCAUCUACUAUUGAGUUUCUUCUCUCUGGCUGUUUUUAUUGGUCCAUCAGUUUCACUUCCCCCCUUUACCUGUAUGGUGUGUAUACUAUGAAGUAUGUAGAGAUAUAAUAGCCUCAUAGGUAUUAUUUUGAACUGCUGAGUGGAAAACCAUUGCUAGGGUUGCAUUCUGUAGGUGGCUAAGAUGACUAGGUGGUUCUAUGGGGGUAUACUAUGUGUUACAAAUGAGUGGGAAUGGUGCUUACACUGAAGUGCCACAAUUAAAGAAGCCGUUUCCCUAUUUCUAUUAGGAGCAGCGGAGGUGAAGAAAGGGGGAAAGGGAAACGGGGAAAGAGAAGAAGAAGAAGAAGAAGAAGAAAGGGAAACAGGUAUAAGUGAAGGAGUAGAGAGAAGGAACGGGAAAGAAAGAGGAAGCAGAAAGGGAAAAUUAAGACAGAGGAAGAGAAGAGAAAAUUAAGUUGUAUAAUUUAUUUAAUAAAAGAACUGGGUUUCAUUGAAUUCAUAAUAACUUGUACAAGGGUUUUAUCAUUCUCCAAGUUCGUUUCCUGCUUUGAAGAUAGUUCGUGCCUCCAGUUACAUUGAAAUCUAGUCUUGACUUAUGUUUCAUCAUCUGUCAGGCACCCUUAUUAAAUUAGAAAUUGCUAAUCAAAGGAAAUAAGAACACUGGGAAGCUUUUCUUAAUGCCAGCUGGUACCAAGGGCCAACUUUAGGUCUUUAGCAAUUCUAAAGUAUGUUAUUUUCACUUCAUCUACUAUUGAGUUUCUUCUUUUGGUACCAACUACCAAGGUCUAUUGUGAAGAUCCAGGCCUCAGUUACAUUUGAAACUAGAAAUUUAGUCUUCUGUAAACUCAUGUUUUUGUGUUGAGAUAUAUAAUAAUAGCCUCAUAGGUAUCUUGUAUUACUCCUGUUCGCUACUUAUCUCCACAUAUGACUUUUCAUGGUCAUCGUGAAAACGAAAAUGUGUCGAGAUUUAUCCUGCUAGGAAUUUUCUCACAACACCAGUAUCUUCAGUUAAAUACAGUUGAGCUUGACGACCGAUUAGAGGCCACCUGGAUUCCCAUCCAAUCUUAGCCUUUGAGAAACUGCCUGGGAAGUUUCAUUUCCAAUUCAGAAAGCUUGACUUUGCCACAGUCAUGUACGAGUUGUGAGCGGUUAUUUCUACUGGAUAAGGAGUGCUGGCAGCCUCAUGAUGGGUCUCUUGCUCGGGUUUCAAAUAGAGACUGUUCAGGGUUUGUCAGUACGAAAAAAGAAUUGAGAUCUCUGCUUUCCUUGUCACAAACACUUGGUAUUGCAAUAAUAUCUCCCAGGGACUUGCGCAAGGUGAGAAGCACUUUGAGACCAAGCCUGCAAACUCAGAGAAGAAUUCUGCGAGUUCGAAGAGACAUGCACAAGGUGAGAAGCAGUUUGAGAAGAAUUCUGCGAAUGAGGAUCUUCUGCUGGCGACAAAAUCAGCGCAUUCGAGGUCACCUGCGAACUAAGAGUUCUGUUCGAGACAAAGCUGAAGUGGCUUGGGAUGACAUCUGAUUUUCAGUUGGCCGACGGCGUCUAGGAGGGCUCCUCGCUUGGCCUGUAGGUCUCCGGUGACGCGAACGUUCGCACAUCUUGUCCAACCAGAUUCGCAUCUCCUUCGCCCAAUCACUUUUCGGCCAGCUUCUCCACUUUUCUGCCGUCAACCUUUUGCGCUAGCUUCUCCCCUUUUCCGCGCUAAGCAUCAUGGUCGGAUCUUCCAAGCUCCCUGCGCAGUUCCUCUCCGCCUUGCGUAGACACACGCUUCUCAGUGUUUGCGCGCAAACCAGAGGCAGCUGAUCUCAAUGUUCCCUAUGCUGCUCCAUUUAUUUAUCGUGUGACUUAGAUCGAAGCUUCCGAGGGACAACGGCUCUGAUACCAAUGUUAGGGACCUCAACAUUAGGGACCUCAACAAUGCAGCAGAAUUUUAGUAUUAUAUUGAUUAAAAAACUAAGAAGACAGUAGCGAUUGCAAUGGUAGAAACGAGAGAUCAACGUAAACUGAAAAUAACAUGGUUGAGACUUGAGACUCUUCAAGAGGCCUCACUCUCCCAGCCUAAUUCCAACUGAAAUUCUGCCUACCUUCUUCCUCCCUCCUUCCCCCUUUUAUAUCAUUUCUCUUCUUAAGGGCUGGCCCAUAUUUCAUGAAUUACAUGGCCCAAAACAUUAAUUUAUACAAUUUACACUCUAUUAAUAAUACUCUAUUAUUCUUAUUGUUAUUGGCUGUCCAUGUCCCUAUCAAAUAAUGAUCAAACUCCACUUACUAAUAAAAACUUUGGAAUAUUAAUUAUUACCAAAGUCACUAUAACUCACUAUGGGUCAUCCGGAAACAGUCUCUCUGUGCUUUAGUACAGGGGUAAGGCUGCGUACAUCCGACCCCCCCUUACCCCACCGUAGGUGGGAGCCUUUGCGGCACUGGGGUAAAUGAAAAUGAAAAUGAAAAUGACCAAAGUCACUAUAACUACUUUGUUAUUGCUACUACUGCAGUCAGAGGAUUUGGUGCUAUCCGGAGUUGUUGAUGUUAAUGAGUGUUAUUACUCUUGACGAUGUACACUUGUACUUCGUCAAGUGGUACUGUUUUGACCUUGUAAUAAAUAUGACAUAAAGAAUAUAAAACCAACGUGAUACCCUAUUUUUACUUGAUUUGGGAACAUAUACUAUUAUCAUGAAAUUCAUACUUAACUCCGCGGUCAUCCACCACAUAACUCACAAUAAUUGUUAUUUGCUCUUUGACUGAAUUACUACUUUAUCUAAUAGUCUCCUCUUAUCUUUUUUGCCAUAAGUACUAAUACUAAAUUUGGGAUUGGAAGCAGGGGCAUUUGCUCCCCCAGCACCCAGGUCCUCUAUGCCCUAGCGGGAGUUGUGAGCGGACGAGGAAGACGGGAGAAAGACACUCUCUAAAAUCCCCUACUGGCUUCAAAGAACAAGACACUAUCCGGUUUUAAUAAGAUAUGCAUUGUCAUUGUCAUGAGUGAUUCUCAACAUUGCCUAGAGGUCUUCAUCAUCAAAAACUCUUCUUCUUUUCUCUCAUCAGAAUCCAUCCGAUUUGAAAAGCACGAAAGCAACUUCUCUUCAUUCCGGAUUUAAAAUUCAGGUUUUCAUUCCCGAUAUAGUUUUCUUUGAAUUUAUUAAUCUUGAAUUUAGCAGAUCCAAAGUUUCAAACAGUCUUAGUCAAUAACUUUUUAAACUGCUUUAUGUUAACGUUCUUGCUGAGUAAUUCCUCAGGGACUAAGAAGAAGAGUUCAUGUUCUUUGCUCUUCUGCAUUUCUUCUUGCUGUUGUCUCAAUGAAAAAAUAGAGAAGUGGUUCUUUGCUGCAUAUAGGAAAGUGACUUAAUGUUCCUCUUCUUGGGAGUAUGCCAUGGGAUAACCUCUGCUUCAAGUAGACCUGGCCCUUGCAUCUCAUUUUAAGUAUUUGAUCAUCAUCGACUCUUUAGUUGUUUAAUUUAAUGGGCAAUGGAGAAGUCUGUGUCCUAAGUGCGAUUAAACAUUUCCUUUGUAUUGUGAUCUGUGAAAACCCCAGAUGAAUUGCUUUCUCCCAAAAAAAAUCAAAUCUUUAAUUUAAAUCUGCAGUACCUUAAAUUUAUUUGUCAUAGUUGUAGCUUUACAGGUUUUGUUCAGAUUUGCUUCUUUUGUGUGAUCUACAUUCCCUAUUUUCUUAUCUUCUCUCAUUUUAGAAAAUUUAGGUUUGUUAAUUGGCUGAAAUUGGUUCUCACUUUUUUCUGUUUUUUUUUUUAAAUCUAACCAAUAUAAAGAAGAAUAGCAGAGUUUAUGUUUUAUGUUCACUAGCAGACUAAACAAACUCAAGUUUGAUCAAGUCUUAAAAUAGCAUUGCCAAAGAGAAUAUUAAUUGCCUAAGGUAUUGAAAGCUCAAUAAUCACUUUUUAGUUCCAAAUAAUCCAUGCUCAUGAACUGAUGUAAAUGUUAUGGAAAAUCAUUAUAAACAGGGAAAAGAUUUUCAGAAAUGAACAAUUUGAUAUUUAGAACUGUGUUGUAUAGAAUAUUAUUUGAAACUAAGUGGUAUGCUUUAAUAACCAAAAUCAACAAAACCACCAUUUCAAACAGCUUAAAGUGUAAAACUUUUAAAUAAACUUUCAUGUGAAAGAAACAACAAAGAUAAGUGCACAUUGAUAAACCACAACAUCCUUCACUCCAAGAUAAACAACAAAGAUAAGUGCACAUGUGAUAAACUUUUAGUUCCAUUUCUUAUUUAGUUGUUUAUGUUCACUUAUCAAGGAAUGCAAUUUUAAUGAUUUACAAUUUAAUACUGAAAUAUCACUCAUUUAGAUUCUUUAAAUUCUCCAACAAUGUGUAGUUGCUGCUCUAAGUCGUUCAAAUAUGGAAUAAUGUGCAGUUGUUGCUCUAAUUGAAUAGCUGGAACACUAAUUGGAUGUCGUGGACAUAUGUGAAGGGCUAAUCGAGGUAUACAAGCGACGACAAAUCACAUAGCUGUCUGGAAUGAUCCAGCGCGAAGAUGGCUAAAGUUAUGGGCUGAACAUGAUGCAGUUGUUGGAUCGGACAACAAUCCCUAAGUACAUGCUAGAAUAUGGUUGAAAUUGCUUUUGCAUAAUAACCAUUAUUUAGUACAUAGUAUUAUUUAUGUGGUGAAUGUACUACAAUUGCACCGCGAAAUUGUAGACUUAUGUCAGGGCACACAUAUCAUACGGCUCAUAUUUUGUCGUCUUAUCGAUCUUAAAUGACUUCUACAUAGAGUGUACCUUUAGUUAUAAUUUUGAGAACAAUGUUUACCAAUACAAUCAGUUUUCUUGCCUUUUUCUCACCAAAAAGUGAGAUUUAUUUUUAGAAUACAAAUGGGUGAUGCUGCAACUUAAGAUGUCAGUGGCCG
This is a messenger RNA of Cuscuta epithymum, 5954 nucleotides long. The record is from the annotation of a GenBank genome assembly. NCBI's taxonomy places the organism in Eukaryota, Viridiplantae, Streptophyta, Magnoliopsida, Solanales, Convolvulaceae.